AUGGGUCUUAACGAUGGAAAUCGUAUCGGUGUGCAGGUUAGUCGCUCAAGAACCGAAGACCGGUCGCACUUCUCCUUGUUGCAACAUCCAGUUGGUAAGUUGGAGUAUUGGUUGGAUCAAGUAGAGUUUCCAAUGCCAGACCCAAUUGUGGAGGAGAUAUCUACGCAACCACUCGAGGCAUACUUCAUGGCUUUCACUUCUGAGGAUGACGCUGACGCAUAG
Messenger RNA from Glarea lozoyensis ATCC 20868, 222 nucleotides. RefSeq lists its product as uncharacterized. Bases 1 to 222 code for a protein of 73 amino acids. The record is from RefSeq and is a predicted model, not a curated record. The transcript has a single exon. NCBI's taxonomy places the organism in Eukaryota, Fungi, Ascomycota, Leotiomycetes, Helotiales, Helotiaceae.